UUGGUCCACAUGAGAACACACACAGGUGAGAAGCCUUAUACUUGUAAAAUCUGUGGAAAAGGUUUUGGAUGUAAUGGUAGUUUGUUGGUCCACGUGAGAACACACACAGGUGAGAAGCCUUUUACUUGUAAAAUCUGUGGAAAAGGUUUUGGAUGUAACGGUAAUUUUUUGGCUCACAUGAGAAUACACACAGGUGAGAAGCCAUAUACUUGUAAAACCUGUGGAAAGGGUUUUGUACAAAGCAGUAGUAUGUUGGCCCACAUGAGAACACACACAGGUGAGAAGCCUUACACUUGUAAAAUCUGUGGAAAAAGUUUUGGAUGUAACGGUAGUUUGUUGGUCCACAUGAGAUCACACACAGGUGAGAAGCCUUUUACUUGCAAAACCUGUGGAAAGGGUUUUGGACGUAACAAUAAUUUAAUGGCCCACAUGAGAUCACACACUGGUGAGAAGCCAUAUACUUGCGAAUCCUGUGGGAAAAUUUUCAGGUUUAAAAGUAGUUUGUUGGUCCACAGGAGAUUACACACUG
Messenger RNA from Epinephelus lanceolatus (giant grouper), 529 nucleotides. Lineage: Eukaryota; Metazoa; Chordata; Actinopteri; Perciformes; Serranidae. The record is from RefSeq and is a predicted model, not a curated record.